This is a messenger RNA of Armigeres subalbatus, 7230 nucleotides long. It is a transcript of the gene bsk, whose product is annotated as stress-activated protein kinase JNK. Lineage: Eukaryota; Metazoa; Arthropoda; Insecta; Diptera; Culicidae. Gene Ontology annotation, cellular component: cytoplasm; nucleus. Gene Ontology annotation, molecular function: ATP binding; JUN kinase activity. Bases 1680 to 2813 code for a protein of 377 amino acids. Gene Ontology annotation, biological process: protein phosphorylation; JNK cascade. The transcript is spliced from 10 exons. The record is from RefSeq and is a predicted model, not a curated record.
CCAAACCAAAGUCCUCUGGCCUGUACCCAUUUACCAACCAGAAGUGUGAGUUGUGUGUUUGGUAGUUUUGUAGCUGGGUUCGCGUUGUGUUGUAGAGUGUUGGGCUCUGUAUCCCUUUUUGGUGAUUUAUGCGAAACAUUACGACAGGCUGCGAGCUGUUUUUAUUACUUGGUUGCGGACAAUGUGCGAGUGCUAAGCCGGUCUCCAUUGGCACCUAUAGCGGAUUUGCUUUAAAUUGAAGUUAGCGGUGGUGAACGUAAAAGGCUUAGAGUCCUAUGAACGAAGAAUUGUUGCGAGGAAACAUAAAAGUUUCAAAGCUGGUUGAAGUGGGGAGAAUUUUGUGAAAUAGGCAGAGUCCUUCUGAAGUGAUGUAACUCUUGACACGCGUGUGUAUUUUUCUUAUGCUGCUCUUUGCAUCUUGUUCUCUCCAACAUCCAACUGGAACUCGAGUGGCAAUCAGUGUGAGUUUUAUGUAAUCGUUAGCAAAGCUGACAUGCUGCGGCAGUGAUACAACUAGAAGUGUGAUUGAAGCAUAUUGCAGCGAAGUGAUGACCCACUGAAAACGUCCUCCCGGAAUCGCUAUCUGAAGGGACCGAUCUUAGAGAAAUAAAACCGUGUCACUUAUUGAAGGCGUUCGAGUUCAAAGAGCAAAGAAAAUCAAUGCUUUGAGUGCCAGUGAAGAGAAACGUGCUUAACAGUCCAUUUUCCAGUUCUAUGUUCAUGCCAAUCAGGAAAAUUUUCGUUUCAAAUCAGUGUACCACCCUACCUUGAAGCCGGUGCCAUAUAUUUUUUUGUGCAAAAAGUGGAACCAUUUACCAAAGGAAGAAAUCAGCGGAGGAGAAGAAAAAACGUGAAAGGUUCUAUACGAAGCCAAUGUUUGCUAGUCAUUAACGAUUCACGUGAGAGAGAAAAAAAAGCAAAAGGUGUAGCAGCGAUAUUAAAAAAUAAAAACCAAAAAGUAACCCUCGCCAUUUCAGACAGGAAGGUAAAGUUGCACCGGAGGAAGAGAACACCUUGCCAGCACAAUCAGUAAAACGAUUAGCCCAACCGGAAGUUUAUUAUUCCCGCUGUUUGCCCCACUGUUGGUGAAAAAUACGGCUGUCUAUUGUUAGGACGACGACGCCUUUUUUUGCUUCAGGACAAAACCGACUGUCAUCUCCAAGCGGUUUUCGGAAUUAAGUGUUGAAUAAUUCAAGGUGCAAGCAAUUAUCCCAGCAAUCAUAAAACUGUCAUCGUUUUCCCAGUAGAAUGGAAUCCUCUGCAUUAUGACAAUAACCGGGACCACUAGAAACGAACGCACGCCAAGUGGGUAGAGUCGUCCCAACAGCAGAGCAGCCAACCGGAGCAGCACCCGUACCAAGCGAAACAUCACAACCAACCUGCCCCAUAUUUCGGACUUGGUGAAGUGCAACAUGAGCUCACGUCACGCCUUCUACACCGUCGAGGUGGGCGACACCAAGUUUACGAUUCUGAAGCGAUACCAAAACCUGAAACCGAUCGGAUCCGGCGCACAGGGCAUUGUGUGUUAAUCAGCGCACCUGAUUUUAGUUGCUUCUUAAUAGCUCUUUCGUGAAGAAUCAAAGUUGGGUGUAAUUUAAGUCAACAAUUUGCCAAGAACAUCCAAACAAACACAUAUCAGUAAUUAUAAUAGCGUGUAUGAAAUAGGAUCGCAAUCGAAAAUGAAUCAAAACCAGACAGAAAAAUUUGAAAAAUACCAGUUUGGUGAUACAGAAUUUGAGGUGCCUUCGCGGUACGUCAGACUGGAGGCGAAAGGCUUCGGUGCCCAGGGCAUGGUCUGUGCCGCGUACGACACCGUCACCCAGCAGAAUGUCGCCAUCAAAAAGCUAUCGCGACCGUUCCAGAACGUCACACAUGCCAAACGAGCCUACAGGGAGUUUAAGCUUAUGAAAUUAGUCAAUCAUAAAAAUAUUAUCGGGCUAUUGAAUGCAUUCACACCGCAACGCACGCUCGAAGAGUUCCAGGAUGUGUACCUCGUCAUGGAACUCAUGGACGCCAACCUGUGUCAGGUCAUCCAGAUGGACCUGGACCACGAACGGAUGUCCUACCUGCUGUAUCAGAUGCUGUGCGGCAUCAAGCAUCUCCAUUCGGCCGGUAUCAUUCACAGGGACUUGAAACCUUCCAACAUUGUGGUCAAAUCGGACUGCACUUUGAAGAUCUUAGAUUUUGGACUGGCCCGCACAGCCGGAACGACCUUCAUGAUGACGCCGUACGUCGUAACGCGAUACUACCGCGCCCCGGAGGUUAUCCUGGGCAUGGGGUACAAGGAGAACGUCGACAUCUGGUCGGUUGGAUGCAUCAUGGGUGAGAUGAUCCGCGGUGGAGUGCUGUUCCCCGGUACCGAUCACAUCGAUCAGUGGAACAAGAUCAUAGAGCAACUGGGUACGCCGUCGCCCUCGUUCAUGACCCGGUUACAGCCGACGGUGCGGAACUACGUCGAGAACCGGCCCCGAUAUACCGGCUAUCCGUUCGAUCGGCUCUUCCCGGACGUGCUGUUCCCGACCGAUUCGAACGAACACAACCGCCUCAAAGCUAGUCAAGCGCGGGAUCUGCUGAGUAAAAUGCUGGUCGUCGAUCCCGAGCAUCGCAUCUCCGUCGAUCAGGCGCUGGUGCACAGCUAUAUCAACGUGUGGUACGACGAGAGCGAAGUCAAUGCGCCUGCUCCUGGUCCGUACGAUCACAGCGUCGACGAGCGCGAGCAUACUGUCGAGCAGUGGAAGGAGCUCAUCUAUCAGGAGGUUAUGGAGUACGAGGCCCGCAACAAUCUGACCGACGGCGAAGGGACCCCGCGGUAGAAAUCAUCGACCGAAUAAAACGAUCCAAAUCUGGUGUUUCUGAGUUCGGCGGCGACGACGACAACGACGGCGGCGACGGCGAUGGAAGCAGCCAGUUUGUGUGAAGAGCGUUUGGUAUGAGCGGCGGACAAGGCGGAAAAUUUACCGGAUGAGAGACAAACCCCGAAAAACUGCGAAAUGUGAUUCAAGCUGGAUAAUGAGGUGCGGUUACAGGAAACUGGGCAGCCUUCGGAAACGCACUGACAGAGUAUGGGAAAUUCUUUAGUAAAACUUUCAAAAAUACAAUCUCCCAAAUUCAAGACAAAACCAUUCGAAGAAAGCCAUUUUCCGUCUCACCACCAAUCGCCUAAUGUGAUUGUGAAUGUAAUAGAAGUAGGCGAAGAAAAAAGCAUCCAGAGAAGAAAGUGGUUUCGUUCUGAUCGCCCAAUUUCAAAUUUAAUUGGAAACGGGUUAAGAAAAUCGUACUAAAUAAAUUAAAAAGUAUUUGCUCGGCUAAAACAAAAUACAAAAAAAAAUCGUGCGCUGUGAAGAUCAUCACUAAUACAAAAUAAAUGGAAAACAUCAAUGAAAACAAAAUAAUAAUGAAAAGGAAAACCAAUGCCCUAAAAAGCAAGAUUUGUAAAUAUUUAUUGAAUUUGUGACAGACAACUUAUAAGCAGACGUGGCGAAAAAAAACAUUGGCAUGACAUACCCUCUAGAUUAAAUUAUAGUAAACAGUUCGUAUGUGAGUGAGUUAAGCGAAUAAACGUAAAACAGAACAAACCGAAAUCCAGCUGGUCAAAAUGUGCAAUAAUUUUAUCGCGUCGAUAGUUUUGUGACAACCAUAUAGAAAAAAAAACAAUACCAACAAACCAACAAACACGCUUCCAUUCGGGAUGGUGCCGGGUCUGAAACUGGCGACAUCUCAACCCAGCAUCAUCAUCAAGUUGACUAAACCCAUAGGCCGAUCUAAUUGCAUUGAUGAUGUGUAUUUAAAGUCUACACUAAUCUCAUCGCAGUAAGAAAUCACCCAUUCAGGAGGUGUGUGACACGGAGCGUUUGUUCACACAUGCAGCACUAGCGGUUCUGUUGUUUGCAUCCAUCUUCGAUCGUUGAAAAUACGAAGACAAUUGGCAUGAGCGAGAAGAUACCGAUGAUAAGAUGUGAUAAGGUAAGUCUGUCGAUUGUACUCUUUUCGGUUUCUAUCUACCUAAUUAAAUAUGAAGAAAAAAAAUGCUCAGGUUAACUAAUGGCAGACUAGAUUCGACGAUAAUAAGAUCGUCGUACUCCAUAGCUGUCAAGUCCCGCAAACUGUUGAAAAAUUACAAAACGGUGAGAGAAAAACCGUCAAUAUACUUGAAGCAUCUGUGAACGAGUCAUGUCGCAAAAUUGACAUUGACAUAAUAUGUUCAAUCAAUAUCUCGACUGAAUUUAUUUGAAAGACUACAACACAAUUGACGGUAUAAUUCUUACGAGUCAAUAGAAGAGUGGACAUUUUAAUUUGCCAUUUGGAUUGUUUUUAUUUUAGCAUAGCUGUGGGAUAUUGAAGGUCAGAAUUUGAAAAUUUGAUUCAUAAGGAUUUUGAGAGAAUAAAUUAAUCAAUGUUAAACUGUUGUUAAGUCUGUUCAAACUACUAAACAGUAACUUCAUUUUUUUCUAACUCAACACCAAUUCUGAUAAGUUCUAGCAUUGUCAUUACGAAGAGCGUUUGAUGCUCAAAUCUAUUCGACCAAAUAGCUUCUCAGCUAAAUGAAGUUAUUACAAAAGUUUCUACAAAUUUGAUAUUUUUAGAUUCCUAUAAUUACCUCACUAACAUGGAAAUGAUGUUUCAGUCUUAUUUUCGUUUGUUUGUAGAAUUACAAUCAUUCGAAAUUGAAAUAAAAAUAAAAUAAUGGGAAAAAUCUCACCAAAUUUAUAUCGUACUUUGUAUGUCACCAGUUUUUGAAUAUAUAUUUUAUCAAUUAUCUUAGACAAGUUUUGGAACAUUUCGUAACCUUUUUCCACCCAUUGUAUGCAAUAAUAAAAUCCAACCCCAAGUGGAAUUCGUGUUUUUUUACGAAAAUAAAAUCACAUAUAUCACGACUCUACAUUACUUUGAAACUCCAUUUUGACUCUGACUCUUCAAUCUAUUCAUUAAUUUAGAUAACACUGCCCUUUAUUCAAGUUAAGGUAACCCAAGAUGAAGGAAUCUAGUUCAAACGUCGAAUGAAAAAUAUAAAAUCAGUACAUGAAACGGAUUUUUCGAUCAGGAGAUUUCAACCGCUGGUUGGUUCGUCUCCAUAGAACAGAACAUUUCACACACUCACAAAAUGAUCAUUUCUCAAAAACACAUAUGUUCGAUUGCCAUUUAAAUUGCCAUAAUCACCCGAAUCAGAGAUGUGAGACAAAAUAGACGCAAAAUGUACUCGAGGUACUUAAAUAUGGCAGACGUAACCCAUUCACACAAAUCAUUUUUAGGAAACCACGAUUUAUUCUGUAUAAUAGCUCGUAGAAGGUUCGUUUGAAAAUCAAUUGUUGCGGAAGUCAACACUUUGUUAAUUGAUUUGUGGUAAUAUGAAGCAAAUACCAGUAUGUAAACAUUGAUUAUGCAAACAAUAAAUAAAGUAGAAGAAAAAAUAAUGUAAAUAUUACCUAUGUAUGGAAGUAAUACUACAAAUUUAGCAAACAAAGUCUAAACAGAGAAAACCAUUUAGCCAUUAGUGCAGCCCAAACUUACGUUUAAAGUAAUCAAGCAAAAAGAAAACCAAGCUCCAAUCAUUUUUUGAUGACUGGACGCGCAUUGAUGGCAGUUGAAAUAGGAAUCCAUCAUCGUAUGAAGAAAGUAUAAUCAUAAACUAGCCUUCGUUAGUGGAAGGCUUUAUAUGCGAUGAUAUUUUUUAGCGAAAGUUAUCUCAAAGAAUGUAAAAUUUAAUGCAAGCACACCUACUCUAGUAAAGCAAGAUAAAAUCAACACUGACACAAAAACGCAAGUAACUCUUCAACUGAAAGUUGGAAAUAUUCCUAUCGAACAUACAUCCGGUGAGCUACACAAAAAUCACAUGAACACACGAAAACGCAAAUUCCGACUUAGCCGACAGAUUCAAUAUGACAGUUCAGAGCAAACAUAAUUAUAGGAAGCAUCUACACAUGGAAGCAAAUGAGUAAAAGAACAGUUUUACGAUUCCGCCCUUUUUAUAGAAUGAAAAAUAAAUGAAAAUGACACAAACAGGAUGAAAAAUUGAAUUAAAAAAAAAACAAAAAAAUAUCUAUUAUCAAAAGCUGAAAAAUAAUCCUGAUUCAUGGAAAAGACAUUUCCAAAAUAGACUUGUUACAAUUUUUAUGAAGAAAUGGAGAAACAAACGAUGACACGUAAAAAUUGGUCAAUAGGAUGGCCUGCUGAUUGAGACAAAAAUUAGUGACAAUCGCUUCCUUGAUUUCCGUUAUCUACUGAUUAGAUAAAUAAUUUGCAACCCCUGUCGCAUAAUGGCAUUAUUCUUCAAUGGAACCGUCAAGCAAAACAAACACAUAAAACAAACGUCCAAACAUUUAAAUGAUGAUAAAAUCUAAUCAACACUAUUACCAAAAAGUUGUUCGUAAACAAUCGUAGCAUCCCAAUAUCUAAACACAAAACACGAUCACUCAUGUUCUUUACAUAGCUCACAUUACCACCCAUUCUGCUUUUUUGUAUUGGUUCCCAUUUCUAGAAUAACACUUAGAUAUUACCACAGGACAACACAGAAUAAACAGAAACCUCUACAACACGAAUUACUUCAGUAGGAUGUAGUUAGAAACCAUUCGAUAGGCUCUUAUUCUCUUCUAAAAAAAUGAUUUUUCUCUAAUUCACAAACCUUUGAAGACUUGAGCAAACAGACGAGAAAGCAUGAGUAGCAGUCACUUUCUUUAGCAGGUACAGAUGAUUAGAAGGAAACUUUCUGCAAAGAGAAAAGAGGUGUUCGAAACACCACGAAAACAGUAAAAUAUUCAAAUCUACAACUACCAACAAUUAUUACAAACCCUAACCCAGACAUUGAGAAGGAAAAUUUAAACAAAACAGAUGAAAAAGGAAGAGUUGAAUAACAAAAGAAAAGCAAAUUUUGUCGAUUCCCGGCAGGCAGCAGAAUAACAAAAAAAAUACAAAUCUAGAUAAAAACACACACACUCACACUUUAAGGUAGUAAUGGCGAAACGGAACACAAGAAAAACAGCAAGAAAGAAGACGUAAGGUGCAAACGUAACUGAGUCGGUUUGAUGCGAAAAGGAAGAUUGAUUAGGAGAAGUGUAAUGAGAUAAAAAAAAAAGAAGAAAGCAGAACACGUAAAUAAUAUUAUAAUACAAAGUGAACAGUAAAAACAAAAUAAUAAACAAACAAAAAACUGACAAGACAAAUGUAAGAAUGGAAAUAAAAAAGCAAAACGGAAAAAUUAAUGAUAAUAAAACUUAUUUAUCACAAAACAAAGGA